Stereum hirsutum FP-91666 SS1 is the source of this 924-nucleotide messenger RNA. RefSeq lists its product as uncharacterized. NCBI's taxonomy places the organism in Eukaryota, Fungi, Basidiomycota, Agaricomycetes, Russulales, Stereaceae. The record is from RefSeq and is a predicted model, not a curated record. Bases 45 to 773 code for a protein of 242 amino acids. The transcript is spliced from 5 exons.
GGUUUACCUGGUGGAAAUUGCUGAUUCAUCAUAAAGUUCCCAAUAUGUCUCUGCUCAAGGCUCAACGAGCUAUAAAAUUACUGGGAAGCUCGUGCCUCAAAAUGCGUUGUCGUACAGGAAAUGUUUUGUUAGCGAAGUUCUCUAGUAUGCCAGCGACUCGGUGUAGCCCUCGCUCGCAAUUCGUACCUUCUGGGUCACCGUUUCACCUUUUCAACGCUCGGGGAUUCACGACCACGCGUCCAACCGCCAACAAGUACGCCCGCCUCGAAUCUCUGGAGGCCGGAGCCAGUAUCGCCUUGGAAGCUCUGCUCGAUUCAGAAGGUUCCAACACAGAACUACCAGCAGCGGGACCAGAAGAAAGUAAAGAACUCCUUAAGUCUGCGCGCGUCUGUCUGAUCGAAAUCACGAACCUGUUCAUCGCAUGGUCCAGAGAGGACGAGAUGUACAUGUUCAAAUUCGACGAGGCAGAAGCACCCGAGGGCUCAGAUCUCUAUCGUGCCCGUGCCGUCGUGGCCACCAUGCUCAAAUGCGUCGCCCACGACCUUCGCAGAAUCCCCAAUACGCACCCAUCUCGUUCAUUUCGUGAGGACGAAUCGGACAAAUACACUCUGGGUUUUAUGAUAGACCAAUUAACUGAGGCAGCCGACAAACAUCUGCAACACACGGAUGGGAGUCCACCAGCGAACUGGAGUGAUUUCUGGGACGAUGUGUAUAUCCUGAUGCAUGCAAUGAUCGGAAAACUACGGGAAGCAGGAUACGGUAGCGACCAGUGACCACGUCGGUUUGUCUGCCAUGCCUAUUUCCGGGAGCAUAGGGAGUUCGUUUAUGGUCGCAUCAUGUCAAGGACUAUACAUACGUACUACAUAUUGGGUCAGACAUAGUAGUGGACUACGUUAUGCCCGGCUACCAACAGGGUACUUACCG